GCGACCGCAGGGGGGUAUGACCACAUACGGGCCGCCGGUUGAAAUGUGUGGACGGACAUUAGGGUGCAGAUCGCAGGGCGCAGAUCGCAGGGCGCAGAUCGCAGGGCGCAGAUCGCAGGGCGCAGAUCGCAGGGCGCAGUGGCAGAUUUCGAUGAUGACUCAUCGCCCAACUUCAACUAGUGUUGGAGGGUGGGUGAUGUAGAUUGCUGACCGCAGGCUAUAGUUUGGUUUGAGUGUGAGAGUUUAUGAUUAAUGUUGAAUGUUGUGUGACCACCACACUGGAGUGUGAUGAAAUAAUUGUGGUCAGUGUAGUUCUAUUUUUUCCCAGGAAGAACAAGAGUAAAAAAUUAUAUUUGUUUUCGUAUAAAAAGGGCAAACGGUUUCAUAUUGUAAUCAUUAUAUUAAAAAUCAUUUAUUUAAUCAAAUUCAAAAUUAUUGUUAUAAAAAUGAGAGAAUUUGUAUGUAAUAUUUGUGAGAAAACUUACGAACAUAAUCAAUCUUUGAAUCGUCAUUUGCGUUUACAACAUUCAAUUGAGUGUGUGAAAUGUAAUCAGAAUUUUAGUACUUAUCCAGAGCUUUUAAAGCAUAUGAAGUCAAUGGACCACAAUGAAAAAAAAGAGGAAAAAACGGUAUACUGUGAAAAUUGCAAUUUAGCUAUUCCAAAAAAUCAGUGGAAGAAUCAUAUCAGCACUAACACACACAUCGAUAAGUGUGUAAAAUGGUUAGAUAAGGAUGUGUCUUGCUUUGGAUCUAGCUUUCAAAAUCGAAUAGAAAGUUAUAAAAUAAAAAAUAGUGAGAUCAAUAACUUGAUACCCGAAAACUUUUUCAAAUCAAUUCAAGAAAAAGUAAUCAAUAUAAUUCAAAAGGCGUUGCAAAAGCAUGAAUCUAUUAAAUAUAAUUGUACACUACAUUGUAAUUAUAUUUUGAUGAAAGAGAAAGCGGAAGAUGAAAUUAGUUUAUUUACACAUCACACAAAAAUGUUGGUACUAUCUCCCUCAAGUACACUGGAAGAAAUUUUAAAUCAUUAUAUUGAAAAUUGUAAUGAAAUAAUUAAAAAAAUGAGUGAAUUCCAAGAACGAGAUAGUGGAUGGACUUUAAUCGAAAUAAAACAUCUAGAGAUCAACAUCAACAAAUAUACAUGUUUGAGAGGAUCUCAAUACAUAAAUCUUCCUCCCAAAAUAAGGAAUAAAAAGGCUUGCAUCAAUGUGCAAAACAAUGAUGUCUAUUGUUUUAAAUGGGCAAUAAUAUCAGCAUUAAAUCCACUUCCAAAGGAAAAGAAACCACAUAAAUGUAGCAACUACAAAGUAACGGACAUUAAGGCACACAUUAUAACAUUGGAAAAUAAUAUAAUAUUAAAUUUUGAAAACAUGGAAUUUCCCCUUACCAUAAAUAAAAUCAGAGUCUUUGAGUUGCAGAAUCCUGAUAUAAGUAUAAAUGUGUUCGGUUUAGAGGAUGCUAAGAUUAUAGGUCCUUACUAUUUUACAGAAGCUGAGAAAUCAACUCACAUCAAUCUUCUCCUAAUAGAAGAGGAUGAUAAAUUUCAUUACAUCUGGAUAAAAAAUAUAUCAAGAUUGUUGCGAAGUUCUAUAACAAAGAAUAAAAAUAGGAUUCAUUUUUGUAACACCUGCUUAACUCAUGUUUCUUCAAGUAGUAGACUAGAGAAACACAAACGUGAGUGUAAAAAGAUGGUGACAACAAUGCCAUCAGAUAAAGAUAAAAUACUUAAAUUUAAGAAUUUUAAACAUAAAUUAGAUAUUCCAUUCUCAAUUUAUUGAGGAUGACUAUACACACGCUAAAAAUGUAUGGAAUACAUUUAAAUGUAACAAUUUAAAAGAUUACUUAUUACUUUAUUUGAAAGUUGAUGUUUUGUUAUUAUGCGAUGUGUUUGAAAAUUUUAGAAAAGUAUGUAAAAAAAUUUAUAAUUUAGAUCCAUGUCAAUAUUAUACAGCACCUGGUUUGUCUUGGAGUGCAAUGUUAAAAACAACUGGAAUAGAACUAGAAUUAUUAACUGACUUUGAAAAGUAUAAUUUUAUUGUUGAGGGUAUUAGAGGAGGGAUUGUUCAAUGUUCUAAACGAUUUUCAGUUGCAAAUAAUAUAUAUGUAAGUGAUUAUAAUCCAUGUCAAGAUUCAAACUUUUUAAUUUAUUUAGAUGUUAAUAAUUUAUAUGGUUAUGCUAUGUCACAGUAUCUACCUUACAAAAAUUUUGAAUGGGUUGGAAAUAUUGAAAUGUUUAAUUUGAAUGAUAUCAAAGAAGAUUCGGAGAUAGGAUAUAUAUUAGAGGUAGACUUAGAAUAUCCAUCCUCAUUACAUGAUUAUCACAAUGACCUACCAUUUUGCGCUGAAAAUAAAAAACUUGGUUCUAUGAGACAAUCUAAAUUAGUGUUGAAUUUAAAUGAUAAAAAUAAUUAUAUCAUACAUUAUAAAACUCUUCAACAGUGUAUUAAACAUGGAUUAGUUUUAAAAAAAAUACAUAGAAUUCUUCAGUUUAAACAAACGAAUUGGUUGCAAAAGUAUAUUGAUUUAAAUAACUAUCACAGAACUUUAGCUAAAAAUUUGUUUGAACAGAAUUUUUUCAAAUUAUUAAAUAAUGCUGUUUAUGGCAAGACGAUGGAAAAUGUUGAUAAAAGAAAAUGUAUUAAAAUUGUAACUAACUGGGAGAGUAAAGGUAGAAAAUUGGGUGCGAGGGCUCUUAUAGCUAAACCUAAUUUUCAUAGUUCACUCAAAAUAUCUAACGAUAUGGUUGUAAUUCAAAUGAAAAAAUCGCAUGUUGAAUAUAAUAAACCAAUAUAUAUUGGAUUUACUGUUUUAGAACUAUCGAAAUGGAAAAUGUAUGAUUUUCAUUAUAAUUAUAUGAAAAUAAAGUUUAAUCAAUCAACUACUCUAAAUUACAUGGAUACCGAUUCAUUUAUUUAUGAUAUUAAAACAAAAAAUUUCUAUGAUGAUAUUCGAAGUGAUAUCACAAAAUAUUUUGAUACAUCAGCGUAUCCAAUUAAUAAUAUUUAUAAUUUUCCGUUAGAAAACAAAAAAGUUCUAGGAAUGAUGAAAGAUGAAUGUGGUGGAAAAAUAAUGAAGGAAUUCAUUGGUUUACGUUCAAAAAUGUAUUCAAUUAAGAUUGAUAAAGUAGAUGAAGAAAUAAAGAAAAUAAAAGGUGUAAAACAUUGUGUUACAGCAAAACUUUCAACCAACGAUUUUAAAAAAUGUCUUUUUGAACAAAUUAAUUAUUAUGAUUCUAUGUAUGUUUUUAGAUCAAAAAUUCAUCAAUUGUACACACAACAUAUACAUAAAUUAGUUUUAAAUUAUUUAGAUGAUAAGAGAUUUAUAAGAGAAAAUGGUGUUGACACCUAUGCUUGGGGACACUAUAAAAUAAAAAAAUAAUUAAAAGAAAAAAAUGGUUUUGUUUGUUUUGUUUUUUUCACAAGAUAUUAUAUUUAUUAAAGAGAAAUUGUAUACAUAAAUGACCACAAUUGUAAGUAUUAAAUUUUUGUUUUUGUUUAUAAUUGUAUUCGAUAGGUGGUUUUAAAUAAUUAAUAAUUUCCAACGGUGGUUGUAAAUUACCAAAACUAUCAAAAUAUUCCUUAUAGUUGUAAUUUUUGUAAUAGGCAACCCAAUGUGUUCCUGGCCCAUUAGUUGUAUCUAAAUUAACUAUUCCACAUUCUUGUCGUAGUGGUUUGUUUGGUAAUGAGUCACGCAUAAAAACCCCUCUAAAGUGUUUCAAUGGCUUGCAGUACUUAACCAAAUCGAUAUCCGUCAAUGGUCGAUUGGGUAAUCUACUUAGAAGUUUUUUGGAGCUGGUUUAUAGUAAAGUCCAUAUCCUUUUUUAUAAGGUUUAAGAUAUAAUCCUUUUCCCAUAGCAAUUGAUUCCAUAUAUCUGUUAUGACGAGUAGCUUCAGCUAAUUGUUCUUUCCCAUUUUUGAUAUCCUUAACUGCUUUUACAAUAGCCGAUCCUCCAGUUGCUAAACCUCCAAGGGCUGAUAACGCAGUUAAAAUUGGAACUAUUGGUAGAAAUCCACCAAUUUUUGGUACUCGAAUGA
Stomoxys calcitrans (stable fly) is the source of this 4031-nucleotide messenger RNA. RefSeq lists its product as uncharacterized. Bases 246 to 1775 code for a protein of 509 amino acids. The record is from RefSeq and is a predicted model, not a curated record. Lineage: Eukaryota; Metazoa; Arthropoda; Insecta; Diptera; Muscidae. The transcript has 2 exons.